ACGUCUCGCGACAGCAGCGUUUCAAAAUGUCGUCCACGUAUUCUUUGAACGACUAGGAGGUUGGUGUCCAGUGUUUGUUGACGUUUUUUGUCUUGAAUUGUGAACACCAUAUUUCGUACUUACUUUGAAUACAAACUCCCGUCUUAUUUGGCUCCUCUGUUUCCAGAUUUCUUAUGAAAGAGGAAUCGCAAAUCCAAAUUCCAAAGCAGCGGGUAAAGUUGAUGGACCCUACAUGCAGGGUGAAAAUGGUGUCUGCAGAACCUGAAAUGCUUAAAGGACACCUGAAGUUCUGAACAUUGUGGCUCCUGAAUGAAUGUGGAGCACUUAUGAACUGCGCUUGAAGCUGCCAGGCUCUCCUGUCUUCUACUGAAGCUCUUGCCAACUUUAGCAGCCAUCACAUCAUUUUUGGCUGCUGGAUUUUCUUACCAUGUGCCUGGUGCCCUGGCUGGCAUCAAAAUGUCAGAAUUCUCAACAAGUGCAAAGAGAACGUUGCAGCCUACUGCUGUUAUGCAAGGAAGAAUAUUCAGGUGCACAUUCACUGGCUGCAGACAAAACUUCCAGGACCAGGAGGAACUGAAGAAUCAUGCAGAAAGCCACAUCCUCGUGCAGUCCUUGCCAGGUAAACUGUUUAACUGCUGUUCUCCUAACUGCAUGGCAGCAUUUUCCAGCAUGCAGCAGCUUAUGGACCACAUGCGACAACACUACAAACCCAACCGAUACUUUCUGUGCGAAAACUGCAGGCUGAGGUUUCGAACGCACAGAGCUCUCUUCAAACACCUCCACAUCUGCUCAAAAGUUAUUAAACAAAGAACACCUCAGAAGCUUGAGAAAGCAAAAACAGGCACACCACCCUGUGAACCACCAAAACUGGCAAAUAGCAUCCAGCAUCUGGAUAAAGACCCUGCCUCGGCCUCUAGCAUGGUCCAGUCUCCUGUCAGUCCAGCUUCCUUUCAAGCUGCAACCUCCUCGGCGAUCCUGCCAUGUAGCUUACCGAGCCUCACUACUGCUUUUGAUGCAGUGCCUCUGGUCAGCUCGGCCUCAAACUCUUUCCAGAUGCUUGGGCCCUCUCUGUUUGCACCCGCACCAAUGCGCUUUACAGGCCAGGCUCAGAACACGUCAAUUUCCCCAAACCUGCUGCCGUAUGUGCAGGCCUCUGCCUACUCUCUCCCCCAGACAGCUGCACAACAGCGUCUCCGACCGUACGUUCCAAACCAGGGAGGCCUUCCAAUAUCCAAUGCUGUAUGGAAGAAAAAUCAAGGGCAGUCUUUCAACAGCCGAAUAGUCUGGGAGCACACAAGAGGGCGCUAUAACUGCCUGCAGUGCCCGCACUCCACACCGUCUCGUGAGGAGAUGACUCAGCAUGUUGAAGAGCACCGAAAGAGCUCCAGCGGGCGCCUGUCAAGUGACAUGGAGUUUGGAGUCGGCCUUCGAUCAUUUCACUCAAAGCUGACACCGGAAAUGGAGAGCUCCCUGUUUUCUCAGCUAUGACAGCUUCUCAGCAGGGGAACUGUGCUUUACAGUUAAUAAUGGACAAACGUGCUCUAAAAUUUAACUCCAGUGUCUAUUGGGAUUAGAGGUUGGGCUUCUGGAUUCUUCUUUUCAAUGGUAUACAUAAUUGGAAAUGGGCAGCGUUGGUUCGGCUUGAUUCCUUUCUGGUUUAACUGCAUGAUGGAAAGAAGAACUUCAGAAUUAGUUUGAAAUUGGAAGUUGUCUUCUGCAUAUCAGGUUAUACAGACAGAAAAGUCUGUAUAGCGGUUUAGUUUUCUUAAUUAACGAUUAUUCUGUAUUUUAAUUAUUUAUAAUUCAGAUUAACAGUUUGAACAGUUUUUCCAUGCGUGCCCAGGUCCCCAUAGCCUAUUACAGUAGAAGAGGAGCCAAGCAGAAUAAAGUGAACCUGCUAGGUCACUGGGCUCCUUUGAUGCCAUUCUGGAUCGAGUGAGGUGGGUAAUAAGUGAGACGCCUCAUGUGUUCUUCUACAUAAAGCCUUUCAGAUUUCCAAUGAUGGGCUUUCUUUCUGUAAAAAUGUCCUUACGUUAUGAAAUUGGAAAAAUACGUGGCUAGCACUUAGCUCUCGGUCAGUCAGGUUGUCUUCCGAGAGAAUUGUUAAAUUCCACACUUAAUGUUGCACUAGAGUUCUCUGUACACUACAGUUUGACAUUUUCAUUCAUUAUUUCUCACAUUGGAUUGUUCAUUUUAUGAAAUCGUUUAUGUUUUGCAGUCAAUGAAGAGCUAUUGUUUCAGUCUUGUUUAUUGAACUUUUGAAUUAUUCACUGUUGUCGUGUUUAAUAUGCUAAACAGAAGGAAUUCGAAUAUGAGAAAUUUACACAAAUGCAUGCGACUGAGGAGAUGUUUCGUAACAAUUGAGGGCCUUGUGUGUCUAUAGCUUUUGCUACUGUAGGGAAAGCCAAUGCAAAUUGAACAUGGAAUGGAUUCUAGGACAGGCUCCCCUCACUCCACCAGGCUUGUAUGGGAUUUAGUGGGGUUGAAGGUGAAAGAAGUAAUAAAAAAAAAUGUUUUUUAAAAAAGUCACAAGACCAAGCACAAACAUUUUAGGGUAAAAUUUCUACUUUUUUUAAUUGAAAGUGCAUUCACCGACAUACUUAACUUUUGUUCUUUAUAUGAUGUUGUUUGGUUUUCUUUUGAAUAAAUAAAUUGUUACAUAUCGUCUUGCAGCAAGAAUAAGCCCACUAGAAUUUACUAAACCAAAGGGUUUCAAUUUGAGUUGACUUCAACCAGCCGCCUCCCUGUUGAAGUGCCGGCCUGGAGUGCAGGGUAAGGCUUUGCUAACGUCCCGUCUGGAGCACUUCCUGAGAGCUGCUCUCAUUGUGCUGCCUCAACUUCCUUUGAAGUGCAGACAAAGAAACAUUUAAUGAGAAAGAAGGAGAGAGAGUUAGGAAAAUGGAGUUAGCUUCUGUUAGGUAAAUUACAAGAACUUCGUUUGUGUUGUGUAUAAAUGACAGCGGGACAAUGCCAGGACUGUAGAGAAUCGGAAGUGAUUGACGCUUCUUUUUUUUCUCUUUUUGGUCCCCUUUCUCUCUCUAGUUAAGAGUUUCCCUUUUAACUGCCCUGCUGUUUAGGGAAAAAAUUAAACAGAAAUUAUGCCCCCAAUUAAAUUAGAAGUUGUUGGAGUGAUUGAAGUGGGUGAUUGGUGAGAGUUUAGUGGAAAAUGAAAUUGUUUGAAUGUUUUUAAAAUAGCCUUUUUCACAUUCCUAUUAAGGCCAGCAUAAUUCAAGUCUAAAUGCUUAAAUAAAAAUUUAAAAAGCAUUUUAGGGCGCCAGCGAGGGUGUUGAUUGGGCCUGAGACCAAGGCAGAGUAUAAUUUAGUGCAGUUUCUUCACCUGUUUGUGGUCAAAUUCAGGGUGAAGAACCAACCAUAAAAAGCAGUGCAGAGAGUGGAACGUGAUGGCUAAAUGUCUGUUUGAAAAUAAAUAAUUUAUACAAGUGACAUCAGGAUAAUAAUUCUGCACCACUUCGUUCCAUUUAAAUGGAGAUCACAUUAUCCACUCGCAAUACUGCCUUUGAGGGAUGGAGGCAGCAAAUUCACAUCUCCGGAAUGCACAUUACAACUGUUUGCUGGAAGAUGCAUGUGAGCUAUUUAUUUAUUUUUAAUUUUUAUUUAGUGUUUAUUUACUAGUUACGCCAAUUGAAACAGAGCAGAAACUCAAGCAUGGCACACAGAGUGAGCAUCAUACAUAAUGUGACCGAUGUGGAAAGGAGACACGGCCACCACACACCUCUUAUGGUUUGGCUGACACCUUUGACCAAGAAAACUUAAAAUGAAGAUGAGGGUAAAGCUGGUUUUAAUUAAUUAGACUUUCUUAGAGCUUUAAGUUAUCUGUGUGACUGGACAGGAAAGGAAUGCGAAAUUUAGAAAAUAGAAAUUAUAGGAAAAGACAGCGAGAGAGGAAAAUGUGUGUAAGUACACUGGCAGCACAUCAGUAAAAAUAUAUAUAUAUGUGUGUGUGUGCGUGCGUAUGUAUGUACUGUGUGUGUGUGUGUACGUACAGUGGGGGAAGUAAGAUUCUGUCUGUUCCCAUUAAAAUGAAACUACCAUAAAAAUUAGAGACUAUUCAUUUCCCUCACUGUAUGGGUGUGUGUGUAUAUAUAUA
This is a messenger RNA of Polypterus senegalus (gray bichir), 4108 nucleotides long. It is a transcript of the gene znf414, whose product is annotated as zinc finger protein 414. NCBI's taxonomy places the organism in Eukaryota, Metazoa, Chordata, Cladistia, Polypteriformes, Polypteridae. The record is from RefSeq and is a predicted model, not a curated record. The coding region runs from base 457 to 1488 and encodes 343 amino acids. The transcript has 9 exons.